Molecule: messenger RNA, 1153 nt
Organism: Durusdinium trenchii
Lineage: Eukaryota; Dinophyceae; Suessiales; Symbiodiniaceae
Source: the annotation of a GenBank genome assembly
CUUUCAUCAUGAUCCGUGCAGUUUUUUUCCCUAGCUUUGCGGCGUUUUGCUGGUUACAACAUGGCUGGCCGAGCAAUCAGGCAAGGCUGGCUUGCGAACGGGCUUUUCACAUCAUGGGCGGAAGAGCUCUCAGCGCUUGUGACGGGGAAUGCUCCUAAGGCACAGCAGAAGAAGAUCUCGAAGCGCACCAAGCGACACAUAGAUGAGGUCACUGAGAUCAUAGCAUCCUUUUGCCAGGAGUUCCACCCGGCUCGGGUGGAGCCUACUGUGGAGGAGAUGGCAGCACUUUGGGAGAGGUGCUAUGGCUUUAAGUCCGCGCAUCUUUCGGCCGCCCUUGUUGAGCAGCUGAGCUUGCAGAAUGGUGUCGAGUGGCAGCCACGCCUACGGGCCCUGUGCCUUUUAGGGCAGUGCUUUGAUGAAAACAGCAAGGCCCCACGUUUGGUGGCGAUAAAGGUUCAUGACAAGGCCGAGGAGGUCAUCAAAUAUCUGGCAAAUCAAGUGUCUCAGUGUGCUGAGAAAGCGCGGCAGGUUUUGGAGCUUUGCGCUUCACCACCACCUUUGGUACUUCCGGUGCCCCCCUUCCCUGGCAAGGCCUUGAAGGCCGUGGAAGAGGAGACGGGCCAGACGGGCCAGACAGGCACCUUGUCACCUGCUUCGAUGCAGCCAGGUUUGAGACGAACCACUGGCCUGGUGAGUGUACGAGGGCCACGAAGGGCCAGGAACCCGGAACAACAGGCACUUCUGAGUGAUGUCGGCGAGCCAGAACCCCUUGAAGAGCGAGAAGUGCUGAUGAAAGAGUUGGAGACAGAGACCACUGCCAGCAGUGGUGAUGAUGAUUUUAAGAAGCUGCAGCUUCAGGACAAGCCUUUUGACCCAAAUGCGCCGCAGCAAGAGAGAACUCUGACCGCCAGCUUCGAGGGCACUGGCGGCCUGAAGGAAGGAGGAAAUGCACCGCCACUGUGAGGCCUGGCUUCCUGUGACUUGCUCAGUGGCGAAUUUGAUCAGGCCACCGCAGAUCCAGUUGCAUGAAAAUAAUUCAAGAUUGGAGUCAGGUGACCAACCUGCAACCUUGCGACCUAGUUCAGGAGACGCGGCACAAGAGCCCCGCGUCCAAAAAUCACCUUCCACUUGAUUGUAUUUCAGGUUUCGUGCC